This is a messenger RNA of Anguilla anguilla (European eel), 7833 nucleotides long. RefSeq lists its product as uncharacterized. Lineage: Eukaryota; Metazoa; Chordata; Actinopteri; Anguilliformes; Anguillidae. Gene Ontology annotation, biological process: negative regulation of DNA-templated transcription. The transcript has 8 exons. Bases 357 to 4874 code for a protein of 1505 amino acids. The record is from RefSeq and is a predicted model, not a curated record.
UUUUCCCCGUUGUCAAGGCAGCGGCAGAAAGAAAGGCUGGCUCGCGGAAAGUAGCUGCAGUGUCCUGACUGUACAUAUGUCCAAACGUUUACAAACUGUCCCGGAAAGUUAGAUGUAACUACACAGGGCUUUCUAUUUCAUAUCAACUUUGGAAAACUUAAAGGUUAGUGACAAUGCACAACAAGAGCACAGUGUGAGAGCUGAAGAAGAGAAAUGGCCCAGGAUGUCAUCGUACAAAGGUACUCCAAGAUGGUCAUAAUUCCUUGUCUAGAAACUCAUCAGGCAAGACAGAAGGAGAGGAGGAUGGGUGACGAGUUGAUCGUCGCCAUUUGCUGAAGUCCAGGAGCAAUACCCGAAUGGACAGCAUGCAGAACUCAAGUGGUUCGCGGGGUCAACGUUACCGCCCGGCAUCGGAGUUUGAUGAAGCCACACUUGCCCGUAAGAGGGAGUACUGGAGGAUUAAGAAACGGGAGCAGAGGGCCAAGCUGUCAGUUCUCAAGAAGGAGAGGCUAAAAGUAGCGAACACUGCGGUCUGCAGAUCCAGAGUUUCUGCUGGACAGUUAACAGGGGGCAAGAAUGGGCAUAUGGCACCAGCCCUUGGGGUGCCUAGCCCUAAUUUGCUAAAAAAUGAUGGGACUUACGAAGCGGGUCUAUAUCAUAAACUCACUCGUGAGUUUGAGAAAAUUCCUAAACAAGUUGAAACAGAGCAGAAUGCUGGCCCCACUGUGAGUCAGAUUUGUGUUUCACAAGAAGGACAGCAAGCCUCUGCAAACCAAAAGGACAGGUGGUUACAGAAGAUAAAACUCAACAACGUCUUGCCCACAGCAUCUGCAGACUCCAGGGACAACCUAAAGGGUGCUGGCAGGAAUGCAGUUGGGUGCUUGUCUAUAGGUGCUGUAAGUGGCAAAUUUUCUCCUACUAAGUUGAAUGGGGCACCGUUGGACAGCUCCUCACAAGUGCCUGCUAUCAGAAUAAAAGUGCAACAAACUGGUUCACUCAACUGUGAUGAGCAGAAUGAGAAGCCACUGCUCAAUGGUAGUUCCUCCACAACUUUGCCUCAACACAAUCAUGCACCCCAGACGGGAAGUAACCUUCAGGAUUUUCCUUCAGGAAUGAAGGUGCCUGUACAGAACCCUGGAACAGGAAGUGGUCAUGCAAAUGUGCCAGAAGUACCCAAGUGUACCCAAAUGGGUAUUCUCGAAAGCACGAUCAAAAAAGAGGUAGAUGAUUUGUUACCAGACAUAGACACUCUGAUGACAACUAACUCCAACAACCAAGCAGUUUUUCCAAAAGCUGAAGAAUUGAACAAGAAGGAAGUUGGGGACAGUGUCACGGCUGCAGUUGAACCUGUAGCUCCUCAGCAGAUUUCAAAAGCUCCCGUCUGCCGUCAGAGGCUUCCGGAUGGUAUGGAACGCUGGGGUGCUGUCAGAUCCAGAACGCAGAGACAGAGAUUUCUUGCAAGUCAAAGGAUGAUCAAUCAGAGGAGUGUAAGGAGGGCCUUCUCACCAGCCACAGCCUUAAGCACCAGAAAUGCCCAGAGGAGCAACGCGGAGGAGACCGAUGAGGACAGGAUGGCUAGAAAGCGGGAAUAUUGGCGCAUCAAGAAGCGUGAGCAGAGGGCGAAGCUCUCCGUCGAGGUGAAGGCGAAGAUGAAGGAGAGGGAUUCCUUGUUGCGUCGAGUAAAAAGAUAUCAGUGCAUUCUCGAGGACAUGCGCAGGGCAAGAGCGGGUUGCAACAAGGCGCAGCACCCACCAGGAAGUGGAAACGUACUUCCCAGUGAUAAUGAGACCAUUGGUGGUUUUAUAAAAGAGGAUGGCACCAUGACGACUAACAUUCCACAAUCUUCAGCCGACUAUAGGUUAUCAGAGCGGGAAACGCUGCGUGAAAGUCACACAUUUCCUAAAAACCAGCUCCCAGUCUCAAACUAUGGUAGUGGCAAUGGAGCCUUGAGAAAGCAAGUGCAGAUAACUGCUCCACCUCCGUUGAAGUGUGCCACACAAAUGAAAAGCACUUGCUAUCCUGCUGCUGUGUCGUCCCUAAACCCUCCACGCUUAGUGUCAAACAGAGUCAGACCUGCAUCUCACACCAUUCCAAAAAACCUCCAGAAUACUCGUGCAACUGUGCCCCAAACCAACAACUCUCUCAGGCGACUGCAUAAUGUCCAAAGCACCUAUCCAGGACUCACUUUACUCAAGCAAAGGCAAGUUGUAGGAAAACAUCCAGCCACUCCUGAGCCAGGCGGAUUGGCACUCAGGCGAGCACCUGCAGGUUCAGCCUUUCCAACAACGGCACCCGGCCUAGUGCCAGAACUAACGGAAGAAGAGAGGAUGGCCAAGAAGCGAGAGUACUGGAGGAUAAAGAAGCGGGAGCAGAGGGCAAAGCGCUCUGCCCGUGCGAGACAAGCUUUAUUUCAGUCCAAGUACAGCUCGGCGAUGCAGAGGCAGCAAAGCCAAAGGGUCCUCUCGGCUCGUCGCACUGCAAGUCUCAACUCCCUCAGGGGCAUUUCUGCUAACUGUCCCCCGAACAGCACACUGCUGUCGAAGCCUGUCGUGCCAACGUCUAUCCAGGACAAACAAGCAAACAUAAAACAAGAGGAGGAACCUGAUCCCACAGAAGAUGAGUGUCCUACUCUGGAUCCCCCUUUGUGUCCAGAGAUUAAACCCCCCCUUUCCCCUCCCACAGAGCAGCAGGUGGAGCAGGAUCCAUCGACGGUUAUGGACAGCCAGGCUACCACGCUCCUGGCUGUGGCUUCUAUGAAGAAGCUGUUGGAGGAAUCGCUGAGCUCUGUUGCAGACAGCAAUGAUCUGCCACCCUGUAAACGUGAGCAGGUUAGUUCUGAAGAAGAGGCGGCUCAGGUGGAGGUGAAGCCAAGCCUUCCGUGCCUCUUGCAAGGAAGUGUAAGAUCUCUCACCCCAGAAAGGCAUCAUAGUGCCCUGGGAGCUACCUCUCAGACCACUGAGCUCCAUCCCAGCCAAGUACAGUUUCCAUCCUGUCUGAAGCCCUCUGAAGCACCUUCUGCUCCUGGGAGUGGCUUCCACACAGCCCCGGGCCCAUCUAGCCAAUCACAGGCCCCAUCUAGCCAGUCACCAGCAUCCAGUCAGACAGGGUCUCCCUCCUCAAAUCUAAAACAUUCCCGUACACCUCUGAGCAGACCGUCACCCACUCAUGCCCCCUCUUGCAGUCACGCAACCUCUUCCAGCCAACCCUUCCACCUUCGUAGAGCCUCGAGACUGCGUGCAAAGAGAAUAGGCCACCACUGCUGCUCCCCGGAGCCUCUCAAAAAAGCAGUAAAUUCCCCCUCUCAGCCAAACGAGGAUGUUCUUCGGAAGAAGCGGGAGUACUGGAGGGUCGCGAAGAGGGAGCAGAGAGCUAAGAAAGCAGCACAGGAGAGGGAGUUGAGGAAGCUGGCGGAGCAGGGUAAACAACAGAUCCCGAGGCCCUCUCAGGGUGCACCAAUCAGUGCGGUGAAAACGCACCGACCCGAGCUGAAGAACGAGGGCCACAACCUUCCUCCAACACUCCAUUCGACAAAUUCUACCCCCCUUGUGCUGUCCUCUGCUAGUGGGACCCUUACGUGCCUGAAGGCUGCCACCACCCUCCCAAUACUUAAGGUGUUUACCCCCGUGCAGUCCACCCCACUCCUUUGCUCCAAUGCCUUCGAGAGCAAAGCGCCCGCAAAAGACCCCCCUUCCAAUUCCAAGUCAUCCUGUCUGUCGGGGGCGAACAGCCGCACAUCUCUCAAUCGCAGUACCCUGCCGUGCCCAGCAGAUGGCAACAGCAGGGUCACGGUCCAGUCUGGCGGCGGGGGUAGCACAGGACAACUGCUGUUGGUGGGAAGUCAGCAGAACAGAGCCCCAGGCUCCAGUGCUGAGUCGCCCCAGGUCAAACGGUGGCAGCUGCAGGUGCAAGAGAGUGCGGGCACUCCUUCCGGUCAGCCGGCUUUGAUAAAAAAGCUCCCCGGCCUAGCACUCCAGGUUGGAGGGACAUCCUCACUGGGUGGUAGGGCGAUGAACACUCGUGCUCCCCCGUCCUGUAAUGUCCCACCGCGUGUCGGACAGGAGGACUCCCGGAAACCCCCCGACCCCGCCAAGCCGACGAAAACGGUGGAGCAGCUGGAUGAAGACCUCCGGAGGAAAAGGGAGUACUGGAGAGUGAAGAAGAAGGAGCAGAGGGCCAGGAAGGCGGCUCGGGAGAGGGAUAUGAAGAGGCAGGGGACCUCCGGUGGCUGGAGGACCAUCCUCCCAGCCAAGGACGUUCCCCAGAGCCUGGACUCGCAGGGACGAGUCUCCGAUCCAUGGCCUAACAGUGCAGCGAAGGACUCCCAGUUACCACCCAGCACCUCCUCUGAGUACAGCGACCGGCCUCAGCUGAGCCUGACGGGAGCUGGGAAAGAUGAGCCGGACACGGGCAUGCGAGCUGUCGAGGAGGAGGAGGAGGAGGAGGAGGAGGAGGAGGAGGAGGGAGAAGAGGGAGAGGAGGAAGGCCAGGAGGACACGCCCUGUUCGGAGGCCUCGUGGAGGACCCGCUUCCUCAUGGACUUCGACCCGCUGAACCAGCUGCUGGUGUGCAUGGUGUGCGGGGAGCUGCAGCACUCGCACAGCCUGGAGGGGGUCAGGGGUCACAUCGAGGAGGCGCACCCGGACACCCUCUCCCUGGACCCCCGCGAGCGUCACCGCAUCCUGGAGGCCUGGGACGAGCAGGUGUUCCUGCGGGAGCGAUUCUUCAGCAACCAGCUGCAGCAGCACAGCGCGGUUCUCUCAGGAGAGACUCAGGAGUGCCCGGCGGAGGUGGAGGUCAUGGUGGACCUGGAGGAAUCCCCCGCUCAAAAAAACCAGAGUAAAGCGUCUAAAACCAAGGGCCCAAAGAAGGUGUGAACUCCCAGAUCCUGAUAUUUCGACAGAAUCACAGACUUUAAAGCCCUGAUGGGAACAGAGAAGCAAAAAGCACAGGCCUGCCUGGGGAGGUUGGAUGUGGCCCCAUUCUUGGUUGCAAAGAGGUUGCCUGCUUAAUUUUUUAAAAAGUUUUCUUAUUUAUUUUUCAGAGAAGAACUUUUGCUGCCGCUUUGUUGAGAAGAUCAAGUGAAUCAUUGGCAAUACGAAACCAAAAUCUUUUCACGUUUGUAACCUCAUCAGCACUGACAUAUGGACGCAGUCUGUGCAGAAGUUGUUUUUUGUAAAAAUGAAGCAAACCUGGAUCUUCUCAUGUUUUUUUGCCAGCUUCUGCACCAGAACAAUUUUGUUUGCUCCCCAAUCUCCCGGGCUCGGUUUUUAAUUUCUGCGCGAACGCUUUCCUUCCGGGUCAAAGUUGCACUGCAUGCUUGGAAUGGACGUGCUCGUUAACCGGUCUUUUGAACUCAGCAGCGCACAGUUAUCUCGUUAAUGCUAACGAGGAGCCGAGCCGAAAGGACGUGAGCACCUCCCCUAAACGUUAACGAAGAGCGCAACGUUUAGAACACCUCUCCCAAACGGUUAAUACGGUUUCAGUUCAGCUUCUCAGGAAGAAAUGAGUAAGCGUUCCAAAAUUUAAACCCAGAGAGUGUGAUUGGAUGGCCGCUACUGGCGUGUGUUUUACGGUCAUCACGCACAUUCAGCUCAGCGGUAGGACCUGGUUUUUCCAAAUGCCCUCAUUUCUCCCAAUUCUUUGGAGCUGUGUAUAUCUCUAUACCGUUCGUUUUUUUUUUAAGUUAUUUUUACUGUACUGCACUGUAAUGUUACUGUACGUUUUCAAUCCAUUGAGUCGACCCUAGGUUGAACGGGGAACACACUGGAUUCCGUACACCCUUUCGAGAUGAGGAGCGGCUUGAGUACGGCGCCUAGCGUCUCUCUCGCUCGCUAGCGUCCCCCGGGAGUCGUGUCGUUGUGUGAGGACUGCGCGGGGUGCCUAGUCGUUUCAGGCGAAACUCCGUCUGACUUCAAUUCAUCGCGGGUCAGUCCGAACCCAGCCGUAAUCUCGCUCAAUGGACGAGCGUGUAAAGAUACCGUGCUCCUGUUGGUGUACCCUACCCAGUUAGUAGCUGCUGGAGAUUGUGACUGCCAUGAUUAUCACUAUCAGUGUUGUUCUUUUCUGUACCUGAUUUUGUUUCUGCGCAUUGUGGACCCAUUACAUUACAUUACAUUACAGGCAUUUGGCAGACGCUCUUAUCCAGAGCGACGUACAACAAAGUGUAUAACCAUAACCAGGAACAAGUACCCCCAUUAAACCCCAUUAAACGCAGCCCUAUCUGUCCGACCAAUUGUGUGGUCUUGAGAAAUAGAGAUGGAGAAAUGAACUGUUUUCUGAAACGGACGGGACGGUCUAAGCCCUGUUGAUGUCCGUGUUCCUGAGAAAGCUAGCAGGUCGACUGGCACCGGUGUUCGUGUGAUGCAUAGCUUUUCUGUCUUCCACCAAAUUGUCUGUGGAGUUCAGCGGGACCCCCAGUAUGUGGGCUAAUUUUAGGCCUGCAGUUUUUGUCUUUUCAGUCUUUUUUCCCUGAAGGAAUCCUCCUUUUUUUCCCCAAGGGGGGGAAUUCAGGGUACUGCAGGCAAGCAGAAAUUUCAGUCCUCUGCAUUUCAGUCUCAGCUGAGGGGAAAUGAAAUGCACCUCCAUGUAGACCUCACCUCACACCAACAAAGGGCUCACCAAAUGCAGAAAGCCAUUUUUUAUUUUUAUUUUUUUUUUCAAUUUUGCAACUGAACUGCAGUCCAUAGCAUUGUAUCCAAGCGACAAAGUUGACAUUUUUGGCUGAAAGCUCUCAGUGGUACAAGAACAGGAAUGUUUUUUAAAAUAUAUAUGUUUACACAUUCAAAUGUCAGAUAUGAUAUGAACUGAGAGGGGAGCCUAAUUAGGAGUCGCUGGAACGUGGCCGCUCAGUGUUGCACGAACCUUCAUGACUGCAGAAGGUCAUCCUCUUCGGGGUUCUUCAGGCACAAAGGACAACCUAAAUAUGAAAUUGUGCUGAACCAGCAACAAUGAAUCCUCAGAAAGUUUUGCCAUUUCAGAAAAUAAUGUUUUUUUUUAUACUGUUGAAUACUUUAUAUAUGUAUGUAUGCACUGUAUAUUUAAUAUAAAAUGUUUAAAUUAUGUUUCUGGAGGGAGGGACAGGUCAGUACUUUAUGGCCUAUGAAUCAUUUUGUUUGAUUACUGCUAAGUUUCAAAUCAUGAAAUUGCACAAAUGUGAUUUUUAGUUUAUUGGUCAGAUUAUUUUGCAGUUUUGUUUUUCAGAACACAUAACUUUGAAGUAACCUUAUGGGUUAUAAAUGUAAUAUAUAUGUUUUUAUGUGCUUAUAAUAUAGAUUGUAAGCACGGUAAUGUGUAUACUGGCUUGUUUUCUUAUUAUUAUGUGACAUUUUUUGCCAAUUUCAGAAUGACGCAAAAAUAUUGUGCAUAUGCAUCAUUGAUUAAAUGUUCAAUUUCUUAUGAUUUUAAAGAUCUGUGAAACAAAAGUUGGAUCAUCUGCAAAAAAAUGGUGGAUAGUUCUGUACACGCUGUUGACAUUGAUUUACCUUGAUUUCCUAUGAUGUAAAUCUCCUGUAAUUAUCCGAUGAUCACAAAUCCUGGAGGCUAACUUGCGUCAGACCACAGUGCUUUGGAGUCCAGCCUGUUGUCCUCAGACUAAAACGCAGAAAGCAUCUUGAACUGAAUGUACUGUAAUAAUACCUGACAGCCAUAACAAACUGUAAAUAUAUGGGACACCCAGAGCUCGAACAGGCCACGUUGUUUCAGUUUGUACUUAUUUCAAUGCCAUUGCCGAGAAUCUACUUCUCCUCUUUAAGUUGGUGUCCGUGUGCAUAUUUACGUAGGGAAUGUUCAAACACUUUUUUUCAUAACCAAUAAAGCCUUUUUUGUACCUUUUAA